AAAGUACUUGUACUCUUACCUCCGGGCACUGAUACCACACAUGUAUUACAUCAAAGCUUGCUCGGGAUUGCUAUCGAACCGCACAGAAUCAAAACCACAAGCGACAACACACACUAACACAAUGUCAAAGACAAACCCAACCAUGACUCGGCCCGAUUACAAUGAACCCCGUUUUCAAUCGACAAUUCCCCGCGCGCUGCGGACUCUCUUGGUGGUAACGUCGCUAGCCACCCUCCCGGCAACCAAAACGGCAGACGCCUUUGCCCCGGUGCCGAAGAAUUCUCAACAACACAGGCCGGUGCCGACGAGAACGACAGAAUGGGCAUCGCCAACUACCACCGAGUUGUCCAUGGUGUUUGACUUUUUCAAACAACGAUCCUCCGAGGGAAUCGAACAGCUCUCGAAACUGACGGACGCCGCCGCCAAGGGAAACCUCGGCCAGGGUCUGGCCGAUGCCGCCUCCUAUACGGCCGCCACCAACGAGGCAUUUGCGGCCGGCCUGGCUCUGUCCCGGAACCGGUUCCUAAACAACCUCGACGGUCUGUUCGGGGGUGCCUCUAGCGCGAGCACCAUCGAUGAGCUCCUCGAGGACUUACAGGACGUUUUGUUGCAGGCCGAUUUGGGAGUAGCCACCUCCGAGGAUAUCGUCGCCGAGGUCAAAUCGUUGUCAGAGAACAACAGCGAGGAAGGCAAGGACCCAAGGCUUCUCUCCCGGGAGGAUUUGAUGAGUGUCAUGCGGGGUGUCCUCAUCGAAACUCUGGAUUUCGAGACACCGGAUGGAGCGGUGGCUGCCGUGGAAGAAACCGCCGGCGAUGGCGACGACGCCAGCGAAGAAUCCGAACCCCCCUCCCCCAACUCGAUUCCCGGGGCGUCAGCGAUACGGUUUGCCUCGAAGGAAUCCAAGAUCCCGACCGUCCUCUUCAUCAUGGGGGCCAACGGCAUGGGAAAAACAACAACCAUCGGAAAACUUGCGAACCGAUUGAAGAUCGAGGGCGACCAGAAGGUAUUGCUGGCUGCGUGCGAUACGUUCCGCGCGGGUGCCGUGGACCAGCUACAGAUGUGGGCCGAUCGGGCCGAGGUCGAUCUGCUAGGGCCGACGCCGGACGGCACGUCCAGCCCCACGACGAUCGCCAAGGCGGCCUGCGAAAAGGCCCUGGCGGAGGGCUACGAUACCGUCAUGAUCGAUACGGCAGGGCGCCUCAGCAACAACUGGGAACUCAACGAGGAGCUGGUGCGAAUGAAGGGUGCCAUCCAGGAAGCCCUGGGAAGCGGGGACGAGAAGAAUGAGGACGUCCCCCACGAGGCGCUCCUGGUAUUGGACGCGGCACAGGGGCGAAUGGCGCUCGAUUCGGCACGGGUUUGGAACAAGGAAAUAGGCCUUUCUGGGUUGGUCCUGACAAAACUAGACGGCACUGCGAGGGGUGGCAGUGUCGUAGCGAUCAGCAAGGAACUGGAUUUGCCCGUCAAACUUAUUGGUGUCGGUGAAGGAAUCGACGAUUUGCGCGAUGUAAGUCCAAGAGCAGAAUAUGCUUGGUCGCCGUUCCGCUUUCUCGGUAACUAACACUGGUUUGGAUCGUUUGGAUCGUUUCUUUGCGUGCUGUCUUCAUUUUCUGUUGCUUGCACGUUUUUCUCUAUUCUUUUCCUUCUGACAAUACCAACACAGUUCGAAGGAGAAGCAUUCGUUGACGGUCUCUUGGGCAUAGGAUCUGCCGGAGGAAAAGCUUCAGGGACAGAAGGUGCCGAGCUGGCGUCGCGAUUAGAAGCACUGCGAAAAGAACGAGCGAAGCGCACACCAGUGGUUUCAAAGCAAGUAAGUGAAAACAAGGAAGCCAUCACCCCCCGAACUUUCAACCACGUCUCUCCACAGGGUGCUGCCCCCCCAAAGAGAACUAGCAAACGAUCAAACCGACGGAAAAAGGCCAAAAAAGGCAAGAAGCGGUAGAUAUGUGAUCAUCUGGUUAUGGAAGGCGACUCUGCCAUUUUCGAAGCUCAGCAAAAUAUAUCUUCGGACGAAAUGUUUCUACACAUGAAUCAUAGCUAAAUCUUAAAGUAACCUCAAGCUAGUAACGAUUUCCAACCUCUUCCUCUGAAAGAUAGCUCGAAUGAAUCAUUAGCUCGACA
Messenger RNA from Pseudo-nitzschia multistriata, 2121 nucleotides. The record is from the annotation of a GenBank genome assembly. NCBI's taxonomy places the organism in Eukaryota, Bacillariophyta, Bacillariophyceae, Bacillariales, Bacillariaceae.